UAUACAUUAAACAAAUUGAACCAUACAUUAUGGAAAGACCGAAGGACAUGGAAAAGUGCAAGCAACUUCUCCAGCAGCCAUUGCACACUAUAAAGGGUCUGUUAGCUUUAAAGAUUUGGUUACGAGUAAAGGAAGCUUUUGGCCAAGUUUAGACGAUCCGUCAAGAGACUAAUUUACUGUUAGUGGGAGACAACCGACUUCAAACCAUCACGGAGUAGAGAAAGAGAUAGGAGAGAGAACGACCCUUGCCGCCCAAGUCAUUAGGGGGGGGGGGGGGAAGCUGAGCAAAACUUCCUAGUUAAAACUGCAGAAAUUGGGUAACUUUUAACGUUUGUUUACAUUUUCACAAAAUAAACGUGCUUCCUAAGCUGAUUCUCUCUUUACGAGCAUAACUUCUCAUUUUCUCAGCCAAAGCUCAGACAACAAGCCCUUCGAUUCCAUAGUUUAGGAAUCAAGCCAUUCUUGCAUUUUCUAAGGCAAGUUUUGCAAUAGAACUGCCAACCAAAGGUUGGUGUUGGUCUCAUCUUGUGGAUAUGGAUCGUGGCGUAUCGGCAGAAGAUGGCAGCAUUCGUUUGCCGGUUGAUGAGCUUCGCAGGCUCAGCGAAAGCUAUGGCUCUGCAACCAUUUUCGAGCCUCGGAGUGGCAUAGAAAAUAGAGACAGUGGCAAUGGCGAUUUUCUUUCUCCAACAUUACCAGCAGUACGUGCACCGGAGAAGAAACUCACUCUCUUUGCUCUUCGCGUUGCAAUUUUUGAGAAGGCAGCUACUGGCCUGGGAGCCCUCGGGUUUAUCUGGGCAACAGUGGUUCUUCUUGGAGGUUUUGCAAUUUCUUUGGAUAAAACAGAUUUCUGGUUUAUCACCAUUAUCUUGUUGAUCGAAGGGACUCGAAUAUGCGGCAGGAGCCAUGAGCUUGAAUGGCAACAUCAAGCCACCUGGUCAAUUGCUGAUGCUGGGAUCAAAAGUUUCUGGGCAUUGAGAUCCAGCUCACGCUUUAUUGUUGAAAUUGUGAAAGCACUUUUUCGGUCAAUAACACGAGUUCGAAAGCAGAGUCCACAUGGCAGAGAAAUAAGGGAGAAUCCUGAUGCAGCAAGGAACUGGGAUGGCAGGAGGAAGCUAAGUCGGACAUGGACAAGUUCAGAUGUUCCUAUUCUACCAUAUGCUCAAUGGGUUUUUCUUUCAAGAAAUGUCAGCAGGGUUCUCUACUGGCUACAGCUUGCAUCUGCAUCAGCCUGUGUGGUUUUGUCAUUGAUGAAACUCAUCAAACAUAACUAUGGUGAGAUUGAGAAAGGGGAUACUGACAAGAGGAACCUAAAAGCUGCCCUGAAUAUUUUCUACUCUUUGGCUUUAGCGGAAGCUCUUUUGUUCCUGAUGGAAAAAGCUUACUGGGAGUGGAAGGUAAGCUACUGUAAACUGUUGGAAGAGGUGAGAAAAGAGUGUGAUUUGGGGCUUUCAGGCUCGGUUUCAAUCAGAAGGUUCUUAUACGAUGCCUACUCCAGGUGCGUUGAGGGAAGCAUCUUUGAUGGCCUGCAAAUGGACAUGGUUACUUUUGCUAUGGACCUAUUGGCUUCCAAUUCUGCCGAUGAGCAGCUCAUUGGAGCUCGGGUCCUUUGUCAAUUUACAAUGAAUCCUCGGUUUUCUGAUGAUACUCUCCAAAAGAUUGGGACAAAUAUAUCGGUGAUAGAACGAUUAGUGGAGAUAUUGAACUGGAAAGACCCACAAGAAGAAGAGAUCAGGAGGUCAGCUGCGGAGAUACUAUCAAAACUAGCCGGAAAAAAGCAAAACUCCCUACGUGUCGCUGGAAUUCCUGGUGCAUUAGAGUCAAUCUCAUCUCUUCUCCAAACCAAUAGAACCUUCAGCACCACGGCUGAUGAAAUUGGUGAAAAGACAAUCAUCCGUGAUCAUGCACAUUACGGAUUCUGGACAUUCAAUCAGUUAGGGCUUCUUAUCUUGAAGAAGCUUGCUCGUGACCUUGAUAACUGUGGGAAGAUUGGAAAUACAAGGGGCCUCCUACCAAAAAUCAUUGAUUUCACACAUGCAGAAGAGAGGUUGUUGAAAGAUGAAAAUGUCACACCAUCUCAGAUUUUGACAGUGAAAAGUUCUCUGCAACUGGUGAAGAUGCUGGCAAGCACGAUAGGCACUACAGGCAAUCAUCUUAGAAGAGAAAUUUCAGAGAUGGUUUUCACCGUCAGCAACAUUAGAGAUAUUCUACGGCAUGGAGAAAAACAUCCAAUGUUACAAAAGCUCGGCAUAGAGAUAUUAACCAGUCUGGCACUAGAAGAGGAUGCAACAGAGAGGAUUGGGGGAGCAGGUGGAGUUCUUAAGGAGUUAUUCAACAUUUUUUUCAGCCAAAGAAUUCCUGAAAAUCAGAAUCAUGUAAGAAUUGCUGCAGGAGAAGCUGUAGCAAUGUUGGCCUUAGAAAGCAGAAGGAAUUGUCUUCGCAUUUUGAAAUUAAGAGCACUGGAAAGGCUUGUUGGAGCACUAGAGGUCCCAUUGCUUCGGGUAAACGCUGCAAGAAUUCUACGAAACUUGUGCACCUACAGCGGCUCAGAUUGCUUCGACCAGUUGAAGGGAAUCACAGCUGCUGUACCCACGGUGCUGAAUGCAGUUAUGUCAGAGGAGAACAAACUACAAGAAGUAAUGGUUGGCCUAGCGGCCGAAGCUUUCAAAUUCAUGACUUCUCAAGAAUCUAGCACCAUGUUUAAUAAAGCUGGAAUAAAGGAGGCUGAAUUAGCUAACAAAAUACUCCAGAUUCUCAGAAGGUACCAAAAUCCAUCAGUCAAAGUUCCAAGAAUAAGAAGGUUUUCCAUAGAGUUGGCGAUUUGGAUGAUGCAAAACAACGCAGCAAAUGUGCAUACUUUCAAAGACUUGGGGUUGGAGAAAGAAUUGGAGUGGGUUUUAGAAUCCACGGCCGAAGUUGAAAGCUUCAACAUAUUCUCCGGGACUUUUGGGCUGAGCCGCCACAGCACAACUAUUCACUCACUGGUUGAAACUGCAAUGCAGUUGUUGGAAGACAGGUAAAAUUGUGCGGCAGAGACUUCCAAACAAGGUACUCUUGUGAAUAUGAAAGCACCAAGUUAUAGGAGAUAUCUUUUUUUUUUUCCUUAUGUAGACAAUAUGCAACUGUAUAAGCUAUGCAAAUAAUGGAAUCAAGUUGUUGGUCUUUACCAGCAAGGUUCUUAAUGGGAUCAUGUUGCAUUUGCUAAAGAAUAUUUUAUGAUCAAUUACAAUAAAGAUAAAUGCAACGUACAAUGGAAA
Populus euphratica (Euphrates poplar) is the source of this 3254-nucleotide messenger RNA. RefSeq lists its product as uncharacterized. The transcript has 2 exons. The record is from RefSeq and is a predicted model, not a curated record. NCBI's taxonomy places the organism in Eukaryota, Viridiplantae, Streptophyta, Magnoliopsida, Malpighiales, Salicaceae. Gene Ontology annotation, molecular function: protein binding. Bases 534 to 3017 code for a protein of 827 amino acids.